AUGAAGAUUCCGAAAAUCGAGACAAAUGAUGGCGAUACCAUCAACUCGCAACAUCUUUCUUCUUUCGAUAUCUGCGGAAUAAUAUCUGUAGCUUCCUGUGCCUUGAGCGCCUUUUAUUGCUUUCGAUCGAUCAUAGUAGGGAAAUGCCAAGGGAAAGAACGACUCGCAGAAAAUGAACUCCAAGAACUCGGGGGAGUCAACGAGCCCAGCAAGUCGAAGCAAGGCGCCGUCGAGAAGCAGAAGGAGGUGAACCAUGCGAGCGCCUUCGGCAGUACCAAGAACAACAACGAAAACGAGACGACAAACAACGCCAAAGCCCUCAAGAGCCAAAACAAGGGUCUCGAGAACGGCGAUGGUGCGCACAAGGUCAAAAGCGCGGCGCAAAAGGGCGGUUUCGUUGGGACAGGCGGGAGUAACCUACGCGGCGCGAGCGCGAGUAUGCGGGAGCCAAAACAAAACUCGGCUCCAGCGCACUUGAAAUCGGCGAAAAACCGACCGAGCGCACAAGGUGCAUCUUCCAACAAGUCGUCGACCGUCACUCCCACCGCAGAGCAGAGAGCAGCACAAGUAGAGAGCUCCUCGCCACCGUCCAAGAGGAAGAAAACGUCCAGCAGCCAAGGCGAAGUGGCAGGGAGUAACUUGGAGAACAAGAAAAGUGAGAAAAGUGGCGCUUCGGCCUCUCCUAAUUCCGCGCAGAAUUCUGGCUCAGCUGGUGGCGGCCCGCAGGUGCCACCGAAGGCCAAGAACAAAACGUCAGUUACCGGAAAAGAGGCCUUGAACGCGGCGCAGGUCGCCGCGAAUGGUUCAUCUGCUCCCAAAGCCACGGACGGCAAUGCCGACUCCAAGAAGAAGGUGGCUACAAAGGACGCGGAGACAAUCACGGAAGCUGAAAUUCUAGCGCCUUGCGAAACUGGAACCGAGGUGCAUUUAUCUGGUAUCAUCUGGCAUGAGACUGAUGGGAUGGUCGUUGUUAAUGUAACCUGGCGCAAUCGGAGCUAUAUUGGAACACUUCUUGACUCUUCAAAGCAUGAUUGGGCACCUCCGAGACUCGGCAUCGAUGGUGAAACCGAUGAUGGAACAAAGCCCGGCCGCCGAAAAGGACGCCAAAAACCAGUAAAGAAUAGCCGCAACUCACGCCCAGGAGAAAACGGCACUGCUCCCGUUGCUGGCCGGAAGAACAAGAGAGAGCCUGAGCCAAACUCUGAUACAGAUAAUGGUAAACCUGGACCAAAAAAACCCCGAACGACGAAUGGGCGGGGAACGCCAGUUCACGAAAAUUCUGAAAAAGAAAAAUCGGAGGCUGAAGGGAGCUCAGCUGUACAAUCCCUCGCCUGCCAUUUCAAAGACUGCCAUAAAAAGUUCAAAAAGCAAGAAGCCUUACAAUAUCACAUUGAUGAGCAUCGGAGGAAAACAGCAGAGACCGAAAAGGAACAAAAGAAAAAAGAUAAAAAAGAAAAUCAAGAAAACUCCAAAGGCGAUAAAAGCGACAACGAAAUUAAUGCAGCGCUAGGACUGGCCGCAUUGGGCCAAUUAAGUGACCAAAAAGACGGUGGAACUGGGCCGCCAAGUUUAACGAAGGGCUCCAAAGGUCGCCCCCAAAGCGUGGAAAACGUUGUGGCUCCACCGCCACCGCUCCUUCAGAAACAACCCACAUCUAGUCAAGCUAGCAGCCUGCCACCCAUGCCAGUGUUAACGCCAAAGCCAGGACUAAGCUUGGGAAAUAACGCUCCGUCGCCCAUCCCAAGAAGGCCGAACCAACUUUCUCCCUCCCUAGAUGAGAGUGGAUUGGAAAUGAUAAACGGCACUACUGCAGCAACUGAUUCCACCUCGCCGAAGACCACCGAACCAACGAGUACAAUCGCCCCAUCCGUUAUAUCGUCCGUUGUACAGUCAGAUCCAAACGUCCCAAUUAGCGUACCAACUGCGCAAAACGCAGUUCCAUCCACUUCCCUAGUCAUUGAUCCUUCAAGAAGCCAGGUUUCGCCGACAACGAUAGGAGCCGCCGAGAUUCCUCCAAAACUGGAAAGGCGCCCCACAUCCCCAUUCCAGCCAGUUAAGCCGGAAAACGAGAGUCCUAGUCAAUGCGCAAGAGUCUCGCCGUCUGCGUAUUCUGACAUUUCGGACCCAGGUGACGAAGCACCUCCUCAGUCUCCUCAAAACGCGAAGGCUAAAGACGAAAAGAUUCCAAAGGUGCAGGAAGAGAUGACAUCUGUGCUGUACUCAAAUUACCCAGUUUCUAAUCCAUCCAUGAAGAGUCAUCUUCUCAUCAAUCGUGACGAGAAAAAGGAUGACUCCAGGAAACUUGCUUCAAAAAACGAUGGAAAGAUCGUUGAGACAGAGAAGGCCGAACAACGACACUCAGCUCUCGGACCCAGGCCGAAGAGUCACCAGACAGACGGAAACAAACCAACGGCUACAAUCCAACCUACAAAACAAGAAACAAAGCCACUUCCAGCAAAGUCUGGCAAGGACAAACACUCAGUUUCGAGUCCUGGAGCGAUGCCGCUAUCAGCGUAUGCCCAGAUGCCAUACGCACCAAACGAGUACAUGCCUAGGCAAUACCAUCAUGUCCCCGCUAUUCCUGGGUUCUCUGUUGUCCCAACAACAGUAGCUCACUAUUCUUUCCCCCUCACUGGUCUGCCAACGACACCGUUCCAACCACCGGUAGCAAAACCGAGGCUGGAAACUAAAUCUGGACUAGCGAGAGACCCAGCACGACCUGGUUCUCCUCUAAAACCACACGGUGUCCACCCGCACAUGACCUACACGAGUCCUGGGCUGCUGCCUCAGGGACAUCAUGGACUGCCAAGUUACGGUUAUGGCCCUCUGCAUCCAAGCACAACUAAAAAGUGA
Messenger RNA from Oikopleura dioica, 2853 nucleotides. The record is from the annotation of a GenBank genome assembly. NCBI's taxonomy places the organism in Eukaryota, Metazoa, Chordata, Appendicularia, Copelata, Oikopleuridae.